Molecule: messenger RNA, 1682 nt
Organism: Drosophila willistoni
Lineage: Eukaryota; Metazoa; Arthropoda; Insecta; Diptera; Drosophilidae
Product: lysophosphatidylserine lipase ABHD12
Exons: 5
Coding region: 282-1496 (404 amino acids)
Biological process (GO): monoacylglycerol catabolic process; phosphatidylserine catabolic process
Cellular component (GO): endoplasmic reticulum membrane
Molecular function (GO): phosphatidylcholine lysophospholipase A1 activity; monoacylglycerol lipase activity
Source: RefSeq, a predicted model, not a curated record
ACAACAUUGCCCAGCUGUUUUAACUAAUCCAAUAAAAGCGGUCGUAAUUGCUCAAAAUUUUUUUUAUUAAAGUGGAACUGUAACAAAUUUCGGGCGCUUCUCGCCUUCUGGAGACAGCAUACUAAAGUACAGUUUGGAGCAAAUGUUGUGGGUCAUCAUGCUGCAGCUGGACUUGGUUUAGAAAACGAUAAAAUUCCAUAACAAUUCGUAUAUAUCUUUGGUACACAAUUGAUCGGACACCAUCUACCUCCCCCCUCCCCUCCCAUAAUCAAACGAAAGUUAUGCUCUUUGCACGUAGACGGCAUUUCUUCAAGAGAGUUGGCCUGGCCACCUUGCAAGCGUCCUUGCUGGUAUUCCUUUUGUUUUUCGUUCUACUACCGCUGAUCUUUCGUUAUUCGGUGACUUUACAACGUGGAAUACUCUUUCUCACUUUCAUCCGUUAUCCCAAAGGACUUGAUCUCACAAAUCCUGCCAGCAUAGGUCUAUAUGCCACGAGAAACUUUUAUAUAACAGUAAAGGAUCAUGAUCAAGAUGAGGAUGGUGUGAGCAUUGGUGUGUGGCAUGUCUUGCCCAAGAAUGCAGUGGGUCACUUUAAAACGGAACUACAAGUUGAGGCUGCCUUUGAUAUUGAACAGGCUGCAGCAGAGGAUCAGCAGCAAACCUCAAUUGAGACCUUCGACCAUGACAGAGAUUAUAGCCAUGAACUGAAAAAACUCAGUCCAGCUUUGCGUUCGGAAUUUCCAGUGAUAUUGCCAGAGAAUGAACAACUAUUCUAUGAGCGACUGUUACGAAUGCCUGGAGGCACAGUGGUGCUCUAUUUGCAUGGCAAUACGGCCACCCGAGGCAGUGGACAUCGUUCUGAGGUGUAUAAGUUGCUUCGCAAUCUGAACUAUCAUGUCUUUUCGUUUGACUAUCGAGGCUAUGCUGAUUCUGAUCCCGUUUCACCCACCGAAGAGGGUGUUGUACGAGAUGCUUUUAUGGUCUAUGAAUAUAUAGCCAAUAUUACCUCGAAUCCCAUCAUUAUUUGGGGUCAUUCACUGGGCACUGGAGUAGCCACACAUUUGUGUGCUAAACUGGCGCAUUUAAAGGAACGCGGUCCCCGGGGUGUGAUCCUGGAGAGUCCAUUCACCAAUAUACGCGAUGAGAUACGUAUGCAUCCAUUUUCGCGACCAUUUAAGCAUUUGCCCUGGUUCGAUUUCACCAUUUCACGGCCCAUGUAUAGCAAUAAAUUGCGAUUCGAGUCCGAUAUUCAUGUACAUGAAUUUCCCCAACCCAUUAUGAUCAUCCAUGCAGAGGAUGAUGUGGUAGUGCCUUUUAAAUUGGGAUAUGAGCUCUAUCGCAUCGCACUCGACACGCGUCAGCGUUCGUGGGGACCAGUUGAAUUCCAUAGAUUUGAGAGCAAACACAAGUACGGACACAAGUAUUUAUGCCGGGCACCUGAAUUGCCCAGUUUGGUGCAACACUUUGUGGCAAAUUAUCGCGAUGCCGUCUACUAGAAAGGACGAGAGUAUUAGGCAACCAUUCUAUUAUUUAUUUAUUAGUAUGUGUACCAUAAGGCAAGUAGUUUAAUUUAGUUUUCUUUUUCUACCGCCACAGAACGUUCCAAAAUUUUGACACCUUGUGAAAGGAAAAUAAAAUGAAGUCAUUUGACGAAUAAUGAAUGAACAAUUAUAUUAAAAGAA